AUGGCUAGGGGAGGUGCCGUGACCAAGGCUUUGGACCAGAAGGUCUAUAAUCUAAUAUUCAAACUUCUUGAUGAUAGAAGCGCAGCGAACAAGGAGAAAAGUGGUGGCGACGAGUCUAAGUGGUUUCUUGACAUCGCUCUAGCUAGAGACCUCAGAAGCGCAGAAGUCAUCGACUAUUUGCUUAAACAGGACUUGCUGUUGCAGAGGCUCAAGAGAUCCAUUCUUGAAGAGUCCGUUGAUGUUAUAUUGAAGGAGCUUAGAAAGGAUGAGGAAGUGGAGCUCGCAGAAGCCAUUAAACUCAAGGAUGAGUACGAGCUUCAAAAUGCAGCUCAGAUAGAUAGCGACUUCGAAAACGCCGACCCCAACAAUCUCAUGACGGUGAAGGACUCAAAUGAGCUCAACAAAUCGGUGGUGUCGAUGUGGAACAAAGACAGCGAGAAAGUUGAAAGCGACGCUGAUGAAAAGAAGACCAAGAAGAGAGGCCGAGACUCGGCAAAACCAGCUUCCAAGCAGAAGAGAAGCAAGAUCGACCACACCCCACCCACAUCAACGCUACUGUCUCUAGGGGGUCUUUCCGCUGUGACGACACAACUCAUGGAGCUUGUUGGGCUACCCAUUUUGCAUCCAGAGAUCUACCAAUCCACUGGUGUGGACCAUCCAAGGGGAAUUCUCUUAUACGGCCCACCUGGAUGUGGUAAAACAACUAUCGCCAAUGCUUUGGCUGGCGAAUUGAAGGUGCCUUUCAUCAACUUUUCAGCACCUUCUGUUGUUUCGGGUAUGUCUGGUGAAUCCGAGAAAAAGCUUCGAGAGAUCUUCGAGGAUGCUCGUUCCGUAGCUCCUUGUUUGAUCUUCAUUGACGAAAUUGAUGCUAUUACCCCAAAGAGGGACGGUGGUGCUCAAAGGGAAAUGGAACGUCGUAUCGUCGCCCAGCUCCUUACAUUGAUGGACGAGCUCACAUUGGAAAAUACAGAUGGCAAGCCAGUUAUUGUCAUGGGAGCUACAAACAGGCCUGACUCUCUUGAUCUGGCUUUGCGUAGAGCUGGUCGUUUCGACAGAGAGAUUUGCCUUAACGUUCCUGAUGAAGAGCAGAGAUGCGCCAUUCUCAAGACAAUGACAUCGAACCUCAAACUUGAUGCUUCCAACUUCAACUACCGUGAACUCGCAAAGCUUACUCCGGGAUUUGUCGGUGCAGACUUGAAGAGUUUGGUCACUGCUGCUGGAGUCGUUGCCAUCAAGCGUAUCUUUGAGAGUCUCAGUGAAAUCGAUGAGGAGCUGUCAUCAAAAAACGAUGCAGUUGAUAUGGACGUGGACAGCAACAACAAUACCAAACAGGUGGUUCCAAAUGCUCUUGCGAACAUGAAAUUUGACAAAAAGUCUGAGGAACAACAGCUCAGUACAAUCCAGAAGUUCCUCAUAAAACAUCCAGAUCCACUCUCGGAGGAACAGUUGGCUCCCCUUAGCAUAUCCUUCUCCGACUUCAAAGAAGCUUUGCCAAACAUUCAACCUACAGCAAAGCGUGAAGGUUUUGCAACCAUUCCAGAUGUCACUUGGAAGAAUGUGGGCGCUCUCAGCAAUAUUCGUAUGGAGCUCCACAUGUGCAUUGUUCAGCCUAUCAAGAAGCCUGAGCUAUAUCAAAAGGUUGGUAUCAGUGCCCCUGCUGGUGUUCUUAUGUGGGGUCCACCUGGAUGUGGUAAGACAUUGUUGGCCAAAGCUGUGGCCAACGAGUCCAGGGCUAACUUCAUCUCUGUCAAGGGUCCGGAACUUCUUAACAAGUAUGUCGGUGAGUCUGAACGUGCUGUGCGACAGGUGUUCCAACGUGCUCGUGCCUCUGUUCCAUGCAUCAUCUUCUUUGACGAGCUCGAUGCUCUUGUGCCCAGAAGAAAUUCCACCUUAUCUGAAUCCAGCUCUAGGGUGGUGAAUACCCUUUUGACAGAGCUUGAUGGCCUCAAUGACAGAAAAGGUAUUUUCGUUGUUGGUGCUACGAACAGACCAGACAUGAUUGACCCUGCCAUGUUGAGACCCGGCCGUCUAGACAAGACACUUUACAUUGAAUUGCCGACCGCCGAAGAACGUUUGGAUAUUCUUAAAACCCUUGUUUCGGCAAAUACCACGCCAUUGGGCCCAAACGUGGACUUGCAUGCCAUUGCCAACGACUCAAGAUGCCGCAAUUUCUCGGGUGCCGAUUUAUCGCUGUUGGUGAGAGAAGCAGGUGUGUUCGCUCUUAAGAAGAAGUUCUUCCACGGCCAGAAAAUCCUGGAAUUGGAUGAAUCCGGAUAUUACGAGGAAGACAAGAAUGAUAACGAUAUCGUUGUCACCAAGAGUGACUUCGAUGGUGCCCUUCUGAGUAUCAAACCCAGUGUUACAGAUAAGGACCGGGCAAAGUACGAGAGAUUGAGCCAACGUAUGGGCUGGGGCGUGAUCCAAGAAGAGGAAAAGAAAGAGGACGAAGAGAAAAAUUAG
This is a messenger RNA of Candidozyma duobushaemuli, 2460 nucleotides long. It is a transcript of the gene RIX7, whose product is annotated as putative AAA family ATPase. The coding region runs from base 1 to 2460 and encodes 819 amino acids. Gene Ontology annotation, cellular component: nucleus. Gene Ontology annotation, molecular function: ATP hydrolysis activity; preribosome binding; ATP binding. Gene Ontology annotation, biological process: ribosome biogenesis. NCBI's taxonomy places the organism in Eukaryota, Fungi, Ascomycota, Pichiomycetes, Serinales, Metschnikowiaceae. The record is from RefSeq and is a predicted model, not a curated record. The transcript has a single exon.